AUGGCUGUUGAGAUCAUUGACGACAAGUCUGAGCACUGCAUACCUUUCAUUCUGGACAAGAUCAAGGCACAUUGUGACUAUCACAAGAAAGAAGGCACUGAUGCUCCACCGUUCUUCCUCGGUCUGAAUGGAAUUCAAGGUGCUGGAAAGACCACUCUGGUAANNGUCUCAGCUCUCUACAAAACCUUAACAUCGCCUCCUCACAACUUACCCACAGUAGUUCUCUCAAUCGACGAUCUCUAUCUUCCUCAUUCCGCGCAAAAAUCACUUGCAGAGUCUCAACCCAAAAACCCACUGGUUCAACACCGCGGUCAGCCCUCGACUCACGACAUAUCUCUCGGCAAAGAGGUUUUCGCCCAACUAACAGCCCGCAAACCAAACAUUCGCAUUCCUUCCUACGACAAGUCUCUCCACAAUGGCCAAGGCGAUCGCACAGAUCCAGAGACUUGGGAAGUGGUCAACAAGGACGGCGAGCCCCCAGUCGAAGUCGUGAUAUUCGAGGGCUGGUGUGUAGGCUUCAGAAGUCUGAGCGACCAGGAGUUAGUGGCCAAAUGGGAGGGCGCAAAGGCAGCGAGGAUUUUUGAUAAAGAGGCUUAUCAUGGAAGGCUGGCUUCAAUGGAACUGGAGCAUGUGUCGUUCAUCAACGAUGCGUUGAGGCAAUAUGAUUCUUUGACCGAGUAUGUGGUGCAGGUUUUGUUGAUGUGGCGCUUGCAGCAAGAGCGUGCCUUGCGAGAAGCAAAGGGAACUGAUUAUCCAGCCUAUGAGCUUUACACAGAUGUGCUUCGCAAGGGCAUCUUCCAUCAAACUGGCAAACAGCUGCGACUGGUAGUCAACAAGCAGCGCAAAGUGGAGGAAGUGGAGCUACAGUAG
Messenger RNA from Aureobasidium musti, 870 nucleotides. The record is from the annotation of a GenBank genome assembly. NCBI's taxonomy places the organism in Eukaryota, Fungi, Ascomycota, Dothideomycetes, Dothideales, Saccotheciaceae.